Messenger RNA from Lotus japonicus, 940 nucleotides. RefSeq lists its product as uncharacterized. The record is from RefSeq and is a predicted model, not a curated record. The transcript has a single exon. The coding region runs from base 67 to 720 and encodes 217 amino acids. Lineage: Eukaryota; Viridiplantae; Streptophyta; Magnoliopsida; Fabales; Fabaceae.
AGAAAAAAAAACGAUUCACCAACAAAGAAUAACAGAGAGAGAAAAAGCUCAACCUGGAAGACGAAAAUGGCGUUAUACAUCGACGAAGAAGAGGUUUGGAAGUGCACCAAACACCCUUCCAAGCGGAGGAAGACCGGAAUCUGCGCCACCUGCCUCCGUGACCGCCUUGUUAUUCUCUGCCCUGACUGCGCUACCGUCCGCCCCUGCUCCUGCUCCGCCGCCACGUCCUCCUCUUCCUCCUCCUCUGGAGACGGCACCGGCUCGGUUGGAAAAGUCAAUAAUCUCAUCGAGAAGGACCCAGGGCUCCGUCGCUCGCGCUCCUUAGCGAUUCCGUUUCUCCGGUCGCGGUCGAGAUUCUCUGGUGGUGAUAGGGUGUUGGAUCCUGGUACCGCGAGGGAAUCGCCGGCUGUUAACGGGAGCAGGUCUGCGAGGUCGUUUUGGUCAAUGUUUAAGCCGCCGAGAAGCAACAAGGGCAGCGAGUCAGAGCACGGCUGGGAUGUGAAGAAAGUGUUGGCGGAGGAACUCGACGUCGACGGCGGCGAUGCGAGUCAAAAGGCGGUGAUGGCGAGGUCAAGGUCGGUGGCGGUUUUUGGCGGCGAUGGAGAAUUGAGACCGCGGACGAAGGGGAGAGGGUGGUCCUUUCCGAGCCCGAUGAAGGUUUUCCGGCAGUCCAAGGCGUCUAAAGUUGUUCAGGAGCGGUCUCCUUUGUACAGAGGUUGAAUUUUUGUAGAUUAAGUUAUAAUAAUAAUAAUAAAAUGAUAGUAAUAACAACACUUUAUAUAUAUUAACUCAAAAUAUUUAUUUUACUAAGCACUUGAUUAUUGUAAUCUCCAUUCUAAUCCUACUGUUAUGCCUCAUGAUUUGGCUGGAAUUGUUGGAUUUACAGAUACAAAAUUACAAAUACUAAUAGUGACAGAAAGAAAAGAGUAUUGUUGUUUCA